This is a messenger RNA of Diatraea saccharalis (sugarcane borer), 423 nucleotides long. The record is from the annotation of a GenBank genome assembly. NCBI's taxonomy places the organism in Eukaryota, Metazoa, Arthropoda, Insecta, Lepidoptera, Crambidae.
AUGAAUUCAAAAUUGACCGCUAAAAGCGUAUCCUACGACGAGAGAUCCGAUAAUAGUAGAGUGAACGUUCUAGUUUCUAAUUCCGAGCGCCCGGGUAGGCGGAGACAAGCGCCGCGGCAAAGAUGCAGGAGCGCUGGUGCUCGCGGUGGCGGCGCCGGCGCUGGUAGUACAGGGGACAGCGACCCCGCGCCCGAGGGGCUCUCCCGGUCGAGCGCGGAGGGCGGGCGCUACACGUGCGUGCACGCGCCCGCCGUUACGGGUCACCCACCGGCUAGUAUAUCCUCUGGGUCCGGCGACCAGCAGUUGUCUGAUAGCCAGCACCCCACCACCACAGUUACGAAACCGAUCAGCAGGGCCAGCACUAUGUACACCUCCGCGUUUCCUGGCAUACCAUUUUAUAAAUACAGUCAAUAUCUGGAAUAG